GUCAUACAGUAAUUAAAAUGAAAACAAGGGGUGAUGAAAAGACUUGAAUUCCUUUUCCCCCACCUCCACCUGCUUUUUUUUAUCUUUUCCAUCUCUUGAGCUCCAUCCCCACCAAAAUAUAAAGAUACCUACAUUAUAUAGAAACAAAUACAUGUUCUUAUUAUUAUUAUUAUCAUCAUCAACUGUAGAAGAAGAAGAAAAACAAGGCAAUGGAGAGAAGCUCAUCAGUAAGGGACAUGGAAGAGUUGGAAGAGUUUCUCAGGUCCUUCCCGGCGGCGAUGAACCUCGCCGGAGCUGAUCUUUUCGACCUCGCCGACUUCGACACGGACAUAGUGGACAUAUUUUUAGAAGAUACUGUUGAUACAUCAACAGUGACAAAAACUGAAACAUGGUCUCCGACUCAGUACAUAAAUGUUGAAAGUCCAGCUUCAAUUUUGAAGCCAAAUAACAAAGGUAGCAUAGGAGGAUCAAGUGGUUCAGAGCAAUCAGACGAUGAAACAAUAGAAAUUGAGACUGGUUUUGGUUUUUCCUCUGAACAGAGCACACUCACGCAUGAUUCUAAACGCAUUAGACGGAUGGAAUCGAACCGUGAAUCUGCGAGGAAAUCCCGGGAGAAGAAGCAGGCUCACCUGGCCAAUCUUCAGUUGCUGGUUGAUCAACUACAAGAACAGAAGACCUCACUGAAUAAACAACUCGUAGAUGCUAACCAACAGUUCAGUGAGGCUGUGAUGGAUAAUCACGAACUCAGAUCAGGUGUCGAAGCUCUGAGAAUUAAGGUAAAGAUGCUAGAUCUGGUUGUUCGGAGUUCAUUUACAUUCGGCUUAGACAGUCUAAUUCAAAACCACAUCGGCAUCAAUAACGGGUCAAUUCCAAUGAUGAACACACACCUUCCCUUCCAACAAGGGCAGCAAGUCCUGCCACUAACCAGGGAGGAAGCAGAAGCUUUUAACAGCAGCAUGCAAACAGACAUGCAGCUUCAGGGUACAGGAAUGGGCACCUGUUUCAACUUGGAAAAUAUGCCUGCAACUGAUGUGCGGGCAUGGGACAAGCUGGCAUCUGAUAGAACAGAGCCAUAAAUAAGCAUCAAACCAACAUUUGUUUAUGUUUUAGCUUUUGUUUGGUGUUGUGAAACAACAACGUUAUUUGCUUGUGGCUUUUGUUCGUGACUGCAAUAAGGUUUGUUUGUUUGUUGUCCUAACUGUGGCAAGUUGAGCCCCAUUCUUAUGAAUCUAAAAGUAUCAUAUGCAUGUUGUACAGUGAACCAAGUAUAUACAGACUAUUAAAUUCACGGACAAACUGAAGAGCUGAAAAUGAUUUCAACUCAGAAGCCAAACAACUACAGGAUGAAGAUGAACUAGUGUUAUUUUCACCUUCAUAUAAAAAA
Dioscorea cayenensis subsp. rotundata (Guinea yam) is the source of this 1384-nucleotide messenger RNA. Its product is annotated as bZIP transcription factor RISBZ4-like. The record is from RefSeq and is a predicted model, not a curated record. Gene Ontology annotation, biological process: regulation of DNA-templated transcription. The transcript is spliced from 5 exons. Lineage: Eukaryota; Viridiplantae; Streptophyta; Magnoliopsida; Dioscoreales; Dioscoreaceae. Gene Ontology annotation, molecular function: DNA-binding transcription factor activity. Bases 210 to 1076 code for a protein of 288 amino acids.